Molecule: messenger RNA, 878 nt
Organism: Glycine soja
Lineage: Eukaryota; Viridiplantae; Streptophyta; Magnoliopsida; Fabales; Fabaceae
Product: lipid transfer-like protein VAS
Exons: 3
Coding region: 101-658 (185 amino acids)
Biological process (GO): translation
Cellular component (GO): ribosome
Molecular function (GO): structural constituent of ribosome
Source: RefSeq, a predicted model, not a curated record
GAGAGGCUCUAGGGGGGAGCAAAACCAAAAACAAGAACAAGAACAACAUCAACAUCAAGUUUGGUUGGUGUUGUUUCAUUUUCAAAUAAUCUCUCUCACCAUGAUGAAUAACAUGGCCUAUCCCAACAAGGCCUUCUUCCUCUUUGUCAUGUUCUUUUCUGCAUCUCUUCACCUUGGCAUGUUUGAUACUUCUCUUGAUCAGCUUCUGCCUGGCCUAGGACAAGGUGCGUUUCUACAAGAUGCAAAAUGCAUGCAAAGGCUUCUUCCAUGCCAAGAAUACCUGAAAUCUCCAAACAACCCUUCUCCGGCUUGUUGUGAGCCAUUGAAGGAGAUGCAAGAAAAUAACACGCAAUGUCUUUGCAAUUUCGUUAACAGCACUACUCUAUUUCAGUCCCUUGGUGGUUCCAAGGAUGAGAUCUUGAAGCUCCCCCAAGCUUGUGGCAUCAAUUUUGACCCUUCUAAGUGCAACAACACAGGAGGAGGAGGAUCCCAAGAACAAAGCUCAACAGCAGCAUCAGAAGGUGAAUAUGCUGUAUCUGAAGAGGAAACUUCUGAAUCAACAAGUUCAACAAAAAUGAUUACGCCACAUGGAAUCAUUUAUUUUGGUGUACCUGGUUUUGUUGCAUUGUUGACAGCUCUAGUAUUUUCUUCAUACUAGGCCUAUGUACGAGUUUGCUUACUGUUGAAAUUUAUGUCUUGGUUCUGCGAAUUUUCAUGUGAUCAUUACAGAAUGAGUAAAGAACAUGUUCCCAGAACUCUCUAUAGUGCAAAGCAUUUUGAAUUUUAAUUUUGCAGUGGCAGAUAUAUUUAGGGUCAUCAUUCACCUGAUUCAUCAAAUUCAAUUUAUAUUGAGUAAAUUCUUUUGGAAGAUUUGUUCA